Bufo bufo (common toad) is the source of this 951-nucleotide messenger RNA. RefSeq lists its product as uncharacterized. The record is from RefSeq and is a predicted model, not a curated record. Bases 43 to 789 code for a protein of 248 amino acids. The transcript is spliced from 9 exons. Lineage: Eukaryota; Metazoa; Chordata; Amphibia; Anura; Bufonidae.
GUAGGGGAGGGCAUUCUGACAGUUUUGGGUCCAGGGAAAAAGAUGGCUCCUAAAAGACAAGGCACCAAAGUGACAUUUGUGAAAACUGCUAAGCCGAGCAGCGAUACCAGUGUCAGAAAACGUAAGAAGCAAAGCUCAGAUGAAGUGACGUCUAGGAAAAGACAACGUCGGAGUUCUGAAAAGAAGGCGAUGCGGCUGAAAAAAGGGAAAAACGCAUGCCCCCUUCACGCGGAAAUUAUUCAGCACGUAGAGAGUUGUAUUAACACCGCCGUGUUGUCAGUAUUGAGCAGGAAAAAAAUGGCAGCCUUUGAACCUGUACAAGUCCAGCUCUCUAGUCUCAAGCAAAGGCUUCUUCAGAUCUGUAAAGACAUAAAAGUCCCUGCAACUAAACUAGGCAAGUUGAAAAACCUGGCCAGAGAUGUGCUGGAGGAGCAGCGUAAGAUGGAGGAGUACGAAGGUACUUUGGAGUCACUGAAUCAUGAAAUAGAAGAAGCUGUGGAGAUGGCUGAGAAGAUAGAAGAGUCUACAGUGGCUUUAGAGGGAAAGUUUGAGAUCUUGAAGCAACAAACACCAGAAACUUCCCAAUCCCUGGAUGAAAUGAUAUCAACUAAAGACCCCCUGCAGCUUCCACCAGGCACCUUUGAUGCUCCAACGUUGCAAGAUCAAGCCAAGAAGCUGGAAAACCCUAAAUUAUUUCUGAAGAAGCUCACUCUGGUCCAGUCCAAUCCAGUCUAUAAAAAUAUGCUGAAUCUUCUGCACACGUCCUAUGCCGAGAUCUCCACCCUGUGACGGGACCCCAUGUUGUUCCUUCUUGUGCCUAGAUUUUACAUGUAGAGGUCUGGAAAUGCUAGAUCCAGGAUGAUCUGUUGCUUAUGUUAUGUGUUAUAUUCUUUUAUUCUAUUAAUGUGGUUGUUUUGUAUAAAUAAAGUUGAUUACAGAGGGCACACAAGC